AUGCAAUGCUUAACGGAGAAUGCGUUAGUGCAACUGAUACCUGUGGUCGGCCCUAGAAUGAAGUUUAUCAAGCAACUUGAAUCUUUGAAAAAAAACCUCCAGGCCCGAGAGUAUUGAUGUAGUUGAAGAGGGUACCCCAAUUGCCAAUGAAGAAAUGGAAGUACAAGACAGAAUUCCAGCUGAUACAGAAGUAAAAGCAAGGUUUGAAUCUUAAGUUAUGGUAUAAUAUUGUGCUACAUUAUAAUACUGGAUCAUUAUUUCUAUGACUUGCUUCAACAACCUUGAUAACUUUGUUUUUAUAACUAUUUUUGCAAAACAAUAGUUUAAAAAAAUAAAAGGUGCGGUCGGUUUAUAGCCUUAGAUCUUACUUUCAGUGCUGAGCCUCUGCUUUUGUGUAAGGUAGUUUAACUGCCUUUUACCAUUACUUUACUCAAUUGAGUAUACAUUCGCUUGUAAGUAGAGACUGUUUUGUAAGAUACAUAAGGACAGUAUAAAUUUGUUUUGUGCCAACAUGGUUGCUGUGUAAGGUGUUUUGUAAGCACCUUUUACCAGUAUCUCUUUUGAGUGCUAUAUUUAAUAGCGCUCAUCAAAGAGGACAGAAAUGAAUUUAUACUAUUAAAAUUUCAGAAAAAGGAAAAGAACUCAUUCCUUGACGGCUAAGAGAAGACAAAGGCUUGCUCGCAACAAAAGGAAAAGGGAAGAAAGACAAAAGUCAAAAACGGGACUUGAAUUGCUGAUGAGUGAUCUAAAACAGAAAAAUCAGAAUCUGCAUGAAGCAAUAGGAGUAGAAAAGAAAAUGAAAGAAAAGUACUUCGAGAUGUGGAGAGCUUCAGAAAGGAAAAAGAGAAACUAA
Messenger RNA from Pocillopora meandrina, 853 nucleotides. NCBI's taxonomy places the organism in Eukaryota, Metazoa, Cnidaria, Anthozoa, Scleractinia, Pocilloporidae. The record is from the annotation of a GenBank genome assembly.